AUGUCUUCAUUUCAUCAGCAUGGGGUUGAACAAGAUGAUGACGGAGGUGCCUCCGAUCUCAGCACCAGUGCCGGCGAACCCGAAGGAGACAACAGUAAUGGACUAUUCGAUAUGGGUCACCCAUCUUCAAAUGCCCAUCCUGUUUUCAAAGACGAACCGGUUGAUUCGGACCCGGGCUCGCUUGAUCAAAACUCCAACAACAACCCACAAGCUCAGGCUCAAGCACCGAUUGGAAUGGGUCCUUUGAUGCGGAUGCAAAUGACUAUGCCGGUGGCUACAACUACAACUCGGCGAUCAUCGAGCAAAGACCGCCACACGAAGGUGGAGGGUCGUGGUCGGAGGAUCCGAAUACCCGCAACAUGCGCUGCCCGGAUCUUCCAGCUGACCCGAGAACUUGGCCACAAAUCUGAUGGAGAAACCGUCCGGUGGCUACUGGAACACGCUGAACAAGCCAUCAUAGAAGCUACCGGAACUGGAACGGUCCCGGCGAUUGCCGUCUCCGUCGGUGGGACCCUCAAAAUACCAACUACGUCGCCGUCGAACAAUCCCGAAGGAGGAGGAGGAGGAGCUGAAUCCCUCAGUAGUUCAAAGAAAAGACGAAGGCCAUCAAACAGCGAGUUAUACGACGUGGAUCCUCCACACUGUAAUGUUUCCCAGGUCUCUGGACUCGCUCCAAUUGCUCCGACUACAGCCACCAUAACUGCGGCGGCGGCUCCACCGGGUUUGGUGCCGGUGUGGGCUGUGAGCAACGCCGGGAUGAUGGUACCAUCCAAUGCGUUCUGGAUGAUACCAUCAGUUGGGUCAGUGGCGCCAUUGCACGGACAAUCGAAUCAACCCCAACUCUGGACUAUUUCGCCGUCCGUGACGCCGGUUUUUAAUGUGUCCGCGAGGCCAAUAUCGUCCUUUGCGCCGGCGGAGACGGUGGCGGUGAUGAACACCACAUCUGGGUUGAUGGGUAAUAGCGGAAUUAGUUCGAAUACGGUGGCGGUUACGGUGGCGACAAAGGGGGGAACGAAGAAAUCAAGUAUGGCACCGGCGAGUGUGAGUGGUAGCGGUGGUGGUGGUGGUGCUAAGGCGGCGCAGAUGUUAAGGGAUUUUUCGUUGGAGAUUUAUGAUAAACAGGAGCUGCAGUUCAUGGGUAUAAGUGGAAUUCAACAGAAAAGUCAAGCUACUUCCUCAAAACCAUGA
Molecule: messenger RNA, 1188 nt
Organism: Ilex paraguariensis (yerba mate)
Lineage: Eukaryota; Viridiplantae; Streptophyta; Magnoliopsida; Aquifoliales; Aquifoliaceae
Source: the annotation of a GenBank genome assembly